AUGGAUCGCGCGGUCGUUACGCCAGCCGAAGUCAAGGGAGAAAUGUCCCUGGAAGCCAAGAAGGCGGUUAAGGAACCCUCCUUAGUGCAGCCUAAGGUAAAUGCUGAAGAUGGGCUUGGCCAACAUACUCGUAAAGGUAUUCAUACUCAACCCCUUGCGACUGCACGCCUCAGUGCUCAAUGUCAGUUGCGUCAUUUCAAUCCCAAGUGGCAAGAGACUUCAGGUCCCAAUGGCUUCGAGUGUUCUGUCCAGUUACAGAACAAGGUUAUUCACGGCGACCGUUCCUACCAGACUGCCUAUGAAGCUAAGCAAGCGGUGGCUAAGAAGGCCCUUACUUACGUUCGUCGUCUACCUUGCGAUGACCCGGCACAGAAGCUUGUGAUGCGAAUCAGAAAUGGCGAGAACCGAACAGACAUUUUCCUUAAUGGGAACGUUGUUAUUGAUGGUAACCAAAAAGGACGAGUCCAGAUGAAGAGUGAGCCUUCUGCAAACGCCAGCCAUGCAGGGUCUACUGGCCAGCAUACCUAUGCCACGUAUGCAGAUGCCAAUGCAGCUGCUUGUAACUGGAUUGCAAGUAACUACACCGACCAUAGAGCCCUAGUUCGCCACAUUCAGUCCUUGUUUGGAAGCACAGGACCUAGCCCGGCUGUCAUCUCUGACUCUAAGGCGUCUCAAGCCUUCUUGCAAGGCUUGGCCCUGGGCACGUCUAUGCCCGCCGCUUCAGCGUAUGAUCCAUACCAUAAACCUCGAGGCAGGCCCAUUCCAGCUUCAUCCGGUGAUUCAUACCGUCCUUACGAGGCUCGGGAGCGAUCCCCUGCACCCAGUGUGGCGCGCAACUACCGGGACCGCUCCCCGCUGCGGCACGCACCGUACGAGUUAAACUAG
Xylaria bambusicola is the source of this 885-nucleotide messenger RNA. RefSeq lists its product as uncharacterized. The transcript has a single exon. The record is from RefSeq and is a predicted model, not a curated record. Bases 1 to 885 code for a protein of 294 amino acids. Lineage: Eukaryota; Fungi; Ascomycota; Sordariomycetes; Xylariales; Xylariaceae.